UACGUCUGCAGGAAACAGCAAUAGGACUGAUCAUCGACCCUCAAACUCAUCAAAACAACAGCAAUAAAAAGGUUCUGCAUCUUUACAGAACCUAGAACCUAGAACCAGACCAAGACCCAAGAUUCCUGCAGUUUGUGUUUUCACAACAUGAGCACACGUUGUGUUUUAUUGUAACAGAAGCGUCAGUCACGUCGACUCUAAUUAUUGAUUUUAAUUUCAGAAACUCUUUAGGGUGAUCACCACUCUGACAUUUGUUUUGAAAGCUGUCCCCGGAAGUGCCGGUGUGUAGGUCAGCAGUUUUCACUCAGAGGUGUGUUAGCCGUUAGCUGUUAGCUGAAGCUACAUCAGGACACCGUUAGGCUGAGUGUAAACAGACAGAUGGAGCCGCACCGUCAGCUGAUGGAGGAACCUGAGCUGAGAACUACAGGACUACUACAACAGGACGGCUGUAGCUCAGCGGGUAGAGCAGGUCGACUAGUGAUCGGAAGAUAUCCAUCAGCUGUUGGUGAGUAAAGAUAAGGUUCCCCAUGUACAGUGGAACCCCUGUCUGGACCAGGACCUAGAACUUCCACACAUUAAAGAGAAAAAGGAAGAACUGUGGGCCGAUCAGGAGGAUGCUGAUAUCAGUCCUGUCCCAGUGAAGAGUGAAGAUGACAAAGGUUCAGAUGGGAACAACAUGACAUCCAGCAGCUGUUGGUGAGUGAAGAAAUGGUUCUCCAUGAAAAGUGGAACCCCAGUCUGGACCACGAGGACACAGAAACUCCACACAUUAAAGAGGAACCAGAGGAACUCUGGAUUCAUUCAAGGCCAAUCUGGAAUUUAAUUCAACCCAACACUGAGAACAAGACUUCAGAAUGUUCAGAACUGAAGACAGAAGUCAGUGACGAUGAUUGGAUGGAGAACAGAGAACCUCAAUUGGUUCCGAACUCCCUAAAGAUCAUUGAGGUUCCUGUCAGUGAUGUGAGGAGUAGAACAGGUAAGAAGACGUACAGGUGCUCAGAAUGUGGGAAGAUCUUCGGCCGCAGUCCUCACCUGAAGAUCCACAUGCGGACUCACACCGGAGAGAAACCCUACAGCUGUUCCUUCUGUUCUAAAAGCUUCACUCAGAAGGUGAACCUGACGUAUCACAUGUCUGUCCACACCGGGGAGAAACGCUUCCGCUGUCGGUUCUGUGACGACAGAUUCACCUGGUACACUCAGCUGAAGAGUCAUCAGUACAUCUGUAAGGUGUCCAAUCAGAGUCAAGCUCAGGACAACAAAAAAACAGAGACCGGAGAGAAGUCCUUCAGCUGCUCGGAGUGCGGGAAAAUAUUCAGCCGCAAAGACAACCUGAACAUCCACCUGAGGAUCCACACUGGAGAGAGACCAUUUAGCUGUUAUGUCUGUGGGAAGAGCUUCAAACACGGAGGACACCUGACCCAGCACAUGUCCGUCCACAACAAAGAGAACAGGUUCAGUUGCAGUGUCUGUAACGGGAGAUUCACCUGGCUCUACCAGCUCAAGAGACACACCUGUGGAGGUGAGUCCUCACUGCUGUGCACCGAUCAUAUCCCUCCUGUCCCUGUUAGGAGUGCAGAUGAUUAUGAGGAGAAACCUCACUCCUCACAGAAGGAGACAGAAGCUCAUGGAGAGGACUGUGGAGGACCAGAACCAGACAGAAACUCUGAUCCAGAUGGACAUCUACAACCUGAGAGGGGUGACUCUUCUGGAUUUUACGCUGAUGAUGAUUGGACAGAGACUAGAGGACACGAGACAGGUUCGAACUCUCCGAGGGUCUCUGACGGUGAAACAGGAAGUAACAGCAGCAGGAAGUCAUUCAACUGCUCUGACUGUGGGAAGGUGUUUGGUCGUAAGGAACAUCUGCAGACUCAUGUGAGGAUCCACACUGGAGAGAGACCUUUCAGCUGCCCCGAGUGUGGGAAAACCUUCAGCUGUAAGAGGGCGCUGUUGGGUCACAUGACCAGUCACAGCGGAGAGAAACCCUUCAGCUGCUCUCAGUGUGGGAAGAGGUUCGGCCGGAUGGUUAACCUGAAGACACACGAGAGGCUUCACACGGGUGAGCGUCCGUUCAGCUGCCCGUUCUGUGGGAAAGGUUUCACUCAGAAGGUCCACAUGACUCAGCACAUGGCCGUCCACACUGGAGAGAAACAGUUCAGCUGUAGCAUCUGCGACAAGAAGUUCACCUGGCUGUCUGGCUUCAGACGACACAAGUGUGGCAGCGAGCAGUCGGAGCUGGACGACAGUCAGACAGAGGAGAACCCAGUGGUGGAACCAGGAGGUAAACCGUUCGGCUGUCGUCAGUGUGGUAACAGAUUCAACCACAAACACAACCUGAAGGCUCACAUGAGGAUUCACACUGGAGAGAAACCCUUCAGCUGUGCCGUCUGUGGGAAAGGCUUCACAGCGAGUGGAGCUCUUAAAAAACACUUGAGGACUCACUCGGGUGAGAAACCGUUCAGCUGCUCCGUGUGUGGCCUCAGAUUCACUCAGGGAGGAAAUCUUAAGAGACACAUGAUGCAGCACACGGGACAGACACGAGAGAAACCAUUCAGCUGCUCCAUGUGCGGGAAGAGAUUCACACAGGUGUCCAACAUGAAGCGUCAUAUGACGCAGCACGCCGCCGGUCAAAGUGCACCACCACAGGAAAUAGGGAUCUGAUGGAGGAGUCUGCCGGAGAGCCACAGAGUGUACGCAGCAACUGACAGCUGACCAGACUUACAUCUACUAUGUAUUUAAUAUAUACGAGCAUAUAUCUUUAUUGUUUUAAAAUACUGUUGGUGUCUGACAAAGAGUCUCUGAUGUUCAUGCUAAAGUAGAUUCACCGUGACACAACUCACAGAGUUGCUCGGACCCAUUCUGAAACCGUCAGUUGGUUCUGAUGCGAUCAGUAGGGAUGGUGUUUCAUCUCCAUGGCAACAACUCUGUACGUCUGUGACUGUCUGUGACUGUUGAAUGACUGCCCGAAUGUAUGAGUGUAUAAAUCUGGCUGUCUUGUCGGUGACAGAGGUCUGAUGAGAUGCUGCAGCUGAGCCUGAUGAAUGAUGUUUCACACUUGACAUUGCUCCAGCAGCGCCGCUCAUCUGCGGUGCUCCGGCCUCUGCUGCCUCAUCUGUGUGGUGAGCAGGUGAGGUGCAGAUGUGAUGUCGUCACAGCUGACGGAUCUUUGUGAGUUACUUUUCCAUCAGUGUGGAAACUGAAAUAAUUACGCUGCUUCUCAGAUAACGUGGUGUCGUGAUUGUCCACUCAGCUUUGCUUGCUUGUGUCUCGUGCUUUCAAACAAAGUAACACUACUAGCUGAAUUCAAAGGGCAGCAAACUACCACAAACUACUUUGACACCUCCUUCAAAUGGUCUGAGGCACUAAAUGACUGUUUGACCAGGUUCAGGGGCUGAACAGCUGACGGCCAUCAAUUCAGAAUUUAAGAACGUGGACGAGCUUCAGCACUGACACGUUAUGACAUCAUCACGUUCAGCUGCAGCGCUGAUAAGGGGGGUAAAGCUGAUAAUUGCAUAAUAAAGUGCAGGAUGGUCAACACUGUGCACGAGAACCUUGAUGACCUCAUCAGUGUUCUGAAUCCACCAGGACAUCGGGUUCACUGGACACCACCACACUGAACCUGCACUCAGAGACUCCACAGCAGCAGGAAACAGCGAUAGGAACCACAAGAGGAGGAGAAGCAGGAGCUAUGGUGGGAGUUCUGCAACACAAUCCGGGCUCACACCAAACAAAGGUUCUCCUUCACCUUGUGAGCACCACACUGCUACAGCAGAGAUGUUGCAGCAGCACUGUGGAGGCUCUGAAUGCUGAACAAGGCAACGCUCAAGACAGAACUGUCUCAUCUAUCAGAAUCCUGCUGUGGUCCUCUGGCACUGCACCAGGUUCUGCACCAGGUUCUGCAGAGAUACAACCACCAGGAGACAUUUUCUGACAUGCUCUGUUGAACAUUCUCAUUACCCAUUACUACCUGAAGCUGAGCAGUGUUUGUCACCGCUGAAGAGAAUCAAGACGUUCCUGCUCAGUGAAACAGGCUGGAACAUCUGAAUGCAGCAGCCAUGUUCUCCAGAGGGAGCUCGUCAGGAACACGUCUGAUUUCAAUGAGAUGGUUACUGAUCGCUUUGCUGCUCUGAAAGAGAGACGAGCAACAUUUCAAUACAAGUAAUGUAGUUUAAUGACACUCUCAUUCUUAGUCUCUGUCACACACACUCACACACACACACACACACACACACACACACAAUCUACUAACUGUUGAUGUUCUUAAUAGUUAUUUUUUUCAUUCAAAUGUUGCUUUCAGGCAAAAUGUUCAUCUGUUUAUUUUUGUUCAUGUUAAUUUUUGCACAUCUACACAACUGGCCAGAGAAUAUAUGUGUAUUUUUAGUUCACUGUUGAAUGUGUUUUAAAUUUAAAGAUAAAUAAGCUGCACAAAAUCUUAAAAUGUUGUUACUGAUAUAGCAAUCUGGACAUUAACUGUAUUUACUGUUUGUUUCUGCAAAUACAGAGUAUUGUUUGUGCGAUGUUGAGCGAUUUGAAUGCACUACCCCUUUAUUUGGAUUUAUAUAAACUAUUUGUAAUAAAAAAAC
Messenger RNA from Acanthopagrus latus (yellowfin seabream), 4580 nucleotides. RefSeq names its product gastrula zinc finger protein XlCGF57.1-like. Gene Ontology annotation, cellular component: nucleus. Gene Ontology annotation, molecular function: DNA-binding transcription factor activity, RNA polymerase II-specific; RNA polymerase II transcription regulatory region sequence-specific DNA binding. NCBI's taxonomy places the organism in Eukaryota, Metazoa, Chordata, Actinopteri, Spariformes, Sparidae. The record is from RefSeq and is a predicted model, not a curated record. Gene Ontology annotation, biological process: regulation of transcription by RNA polymerase II. The transcript has 6 exons. The coding region runs from base 709 to 2658 and encodes 649 amino acids.